GUGAGACGGGGCCGCGGGGGCAUCAUGGGGCCGGGAGAGCCGGUGCAGAAGAUCAGCAUUAGCGCCGAGAGCCAGCGGGGAAGCGAGAGGAACGGCUCUGGCGCUGCCCUGGCAGGCCCUGAGAGAGACCCACCCGGCAGCUGGAGGCAGAAGUGUGCGGCCUAUGUGCUGGCGCUCAGGCCUUGGAGUUUCAGUGCUUCUCUCACCCCCGUGGCCCUCGGCAGCGCCCUGGCGUACCGGGCCGAGGGGUCGCUAGAUCCAGGGCUCUUGGUUGGAAGCGCUGUGGCUGUCCUGGCUGUGCACGGAGCUGGCAACUUGGUGAAUACCUACUACGACUUCUCCAAAGGCAUCGAUCAUAAGAAGAGUGAUGACAGGACUUUAGUGGACCAGAUUUUGCAGCCUCAGGAUGUAGUCCGGUUUGGAGUCUUCCUUUAUACCGUGGGCUGUAUUUGUGCUGCUGGGCUCUAUGCGGUCUCGACGCUCAAACUGGAGCACCUGGCCCUGAUAUACUUUGGAGGACUUUCCAGCUCUUUCCUUUAUACUGGAGGAAUUGGAUUUAAGUAUGUUGCACUUGGAGACGUGGUGAUCCUGAUCACCUUCGGGCCCCUGGCUGUCAUGUUUGCCCAUGCUGUGCAGGUUGGGUAUCUGUCUGUCUCGCCGCUGCUCUACGCCAUCCCUCUAGCGCUCAGCACUGAGGCCAUCCUGCACAGCAACAACACGCGGGACAUGGAGUCUGACCGGCAGGCAGGCAUUGUCACCUUGGCCAUCCUCAUCGGCCCUGCGCUCUCCUAUGUCCUCUACACCCUGCUGCUCUUCUUGCCCUACCUGAUUUUCUGUGUGCUGGCCACACGCUACACCAUCAGCAUGGCAUUGCCACUGCUCACCAUCCCGAUGGCAUUUUCACUGGAGAGGCAGUUUCGGAGUCAGAGCUUCAACAAAAUUCCCCAGAGGACAGCCAAACUCAAUCUCCUCUUGGGCCUUUUCUAUGUUUUUGGCAUCACACUAGCACCAGAUGGUGCUCUGCCUAAGCUGUAACGAGAGCUGUAGAGUCAGGCCUCACAGUUCAGUAUUAUCAGUGGAUUAUGUGGGUAGAUGAUCCAUUAUGGUCAGUGGGAAGAAUAAAGAAGAUACCAUCCUGAGCUGUGGAAGCUGCAGUUCUGGGCUUGGUUGGCUUGUACAGCAGACUUUGCAAAAGUGAUUUGUGUGUAUGAAGUCUUCUUGAGAAGGAGUGAGCUGCAGCUUUUUUUUGGGGGAGCAAGGUAAUUUGAGGAAAAGGAAAUGUUUAAAGAACCUCAUCCUUCUGUCACUGAAUUCUUUCACUGUCAACUCAAUGGAAGUAAGAUUAAGCCCCCAAUCAAAACUGUUCCUUUCACAAGCACAGUGAUUGCUCCUGUGGCUCCUUUUCUUACCAUGGUGAGAGAAUCCAGUGGCUCCUGUGUGCUCAACAGAAAACACUGCCAAAUGCUUAGCCUCACAACAAUGUAGGUGCUAUUACUUCACUCCCUUGUGAGCAUAGUUCACCUUCAUCUGCUAGAUGUUUGACUUUUUGUUUUGUGUUUAUUUUCUUAGCCAAAUGUUUAACUUUUCUUUCCAAGCUCCCUAAAAUGCAUUAGAAACUAAUUCAUUAACUGUUGCUUCUGCUUGGUCCUUAUAGUCUGGAAAUGUCCCAAGUGAUGUAUCUCUGUGGGAUGUUGGUGUACACGGAGCACAAACUUCAAGCCAAAACCAGUACAUUUGUAUUCUGCUAUGAAAGCUGGGUCUGUAAACACAAAGCAUGCCUUGAAAGGCCCUGAAUGCAUAGAUAAACAAGGGGGGUCCAUUUUUAUAUUUGCUUAGGAUUUAC
Molecule: messenger RNA, 1843 nt
Organism: Dryobates pubescens (Downy woodpecker)
Lineage: Eukaryota; Metazoa; Chordata; Aves; Piciformes; Picidae
Gene: UBIAD1
Product: UbiA prenyltransferase domain containing 1
Exons: 2
Coding region: 25-1035 (336 amino acids)
Biological process (GO): vitamin K biosynthetic process; menaquinone biosynthetic process
Cellular component (GO): Golgi membrane; endoplasmic reticulum
Molecular function (GO): prenyltransferase activity
Source: RefSeq, a predicted model, not a curated record